AACUAUAGAAGAAUGUCUGUACUGGGGGAGUUGUAGCUCUAUUCAUUCCUCUCCCAUUGCCGCCUUCUUCGACAAGCUUAGUAGCAGUGGGCGCUGAUGGCACUCAGAAUCGUCCUGAGCCCAGUAACCACCGUCCGAUUGGAAGCCACAAAUUCCAACGGUGCUCUUCCCCCACGGAAUCCAGACCCGUCGCCCCGACUCUCCUUCUCCAAGCCCUCUUGGGUCGUCCGCACUGAGUCAAAUGUUCGUAAAGAAGUAAGAAAGACCCCGGAUCCUCCUUGUGAUAUUUGCACGGGGAGUGGAAGGAUUAAUUGCCACUUUUGUCAGGGAAAAGUCCUGAUCGAGAAAAGAUGCUUCUGCAAAUUUCUGAUGUCUUGGAGGACAAACUCUGUUGACAUGCAAAUGCUACCCAAAGGAAAAUGGCCAAGAUGGUGCAAGACUUGUGGUGGAAGUGGUCUCAGUUACUGCUCCCGCUGCCUUGGAACUGGAGAGUAUAGGUAUAUAAUGGGCUUUCAUUUCAUGAAGAUGGAUUCAGCUCAUACAGGAGACAAUUUGAAUGCAAUUCAAAGUAAUCAAAAACGACGCACUGCUAAGGAUUUAUAUGAAUAAUUGACUUAGCUACAAAAUGUCUCAAAGUUUGUAAAUGUUGUAUGAACAUCUAGAAUAUGUUGUAGACCCUAAAAUUUUCUGAUAUAUUUUCAAGCUCUCUUACAUCCA
Messenger RNA from Rosa rugosa (rugosa rose), 717 nucleotides. RefSeq lists its product as uncharacterized. The coding region runs from base 97 to 609 and encodes 170 amino acids. The transcript has 5 exons. The record is from RefSeq and is a predicted model, not a curated record. Lineage: Eukaryota; Viridiplantae; Streptophyta; Magnoliopsida; Rosales; Rosaceae.